UGCAGGAGCCAGUCAGGACGAUCUAUGAGGCAUCAACAUCCCCAACACUGUAUCGGCAGAGCAUGUUGCGAGCUUUACCUCCGCGACAGCAACCACCGGGACUUGUCGCUCGACUCCUCAUCGAUUGUUGUUUUACCAGGGACAUCGUAGACAUCGCUGAGGCGUUUUGCGAAAUUGAAACCCCGUUAGCCAAGUGUACGCGACGUGUGCGAGUGCAGUCUAUCAUCCGUACGAUGAGUGUUACGCUGCUCUCUGGAGAAGAAUCGCACACUCGAGUAUAUUGACCAAUUGUCUAACACGAUGUAUUUGAGCGACUUCAAGACACACCACUUUGAAGCUUUCCAAUGGGCAA
Phytophthora nicotianae INRA-310 is the source of this 352-nucleotide messenger RNA. RefSeq lists its product as hypothetical. The record is from RefSeq and is a predicted model, not a curated record. Lineage: Eukaryota; Oomycota; Peronosporomycetes; Peronosporales; Peronosporaceae. The transcript is spliced from 2 exons. Bases 63 to 284 code for a protein of 73 amino acids.